AUGCAGGUCGAGGCGCAGCAGGCGCGAACGCGUACGUCGGCUUCCGGACCUGUGAAGUCGAAUGGACGAGCGGCCGUGGGCAACUCGUUGGUUGAGGACGACGACGAUGUGGGGCCAUCGGUGAGUGAGUUGGCCAAGGGAAUGAGCUUGGAUUUUGAUGACGACGAUGUGGGGCCGACGAGGGUCAAGGGGGUCGAGUUGGAAUUUUACAAGGAUACAGGCGCAGGCCUGAGUAUUUUGAGAAGGGAUGACUGUGAGAAGAUAGGGGUCAAUGGUUGGGGACUCCUAUCCGAUUCCAAGAAUCUGGGAUCACUUAAGGACUGCGGCGGGCCAUCGCAUUUACUGUACGCUUGA
Messenger RNA from Gregarina niphandrodes, 354 nucleotides. RefSeq lists its product as hypothetical. The transcript has a single exon. Bases 1 to 354 code for a protein of 117 amino acids. The record is from RefSeq and is a predicted model, not a curated record. NCBI's taxonomy places the organism in Eukaryota, Apicomplexa, Conoidasida, Eugregarinorida, Gregarinidae.